UUUACCCUGCCCUCUGACCCUAGGGCCCAACCCAAGGAGGCACUCAGGGUUAGGAGGUCUGGGCGAGAAGCAAGUAGGGACCUCAUCACUUCGCCGCCGAAUCUCCGGCGCCGCCCAGCGGGGCAGAGCCAGGCCAGGGCCGCCCGCCCAACCUGGCCAGCUGCCUCUUCGGCCAUGGAAGCUGCCGGCAACCCUGCGGCUACGGAGACAGGCAAGUAUAUCGCCUCAACACAGCGACCUGACGGGACCUGGCGCAAGCAGCGGAGGGUGAAAGAAGGAUAUGUGCCCCAGGAGGAGGUCCCAGUAUAUGAAAACAAGUAUGUGAAGUUUUUCAAGAGUAAACCAGAAUUGCCCCCAGGGUUAAGCCCUGAGGCCACUGCUCCUGUCACCCCAUCCAGGCCUGAAGGUGGUGAACCAGGCCUCUCCAAGACAGCCAAACGCAACCUGAAGCGAAAGGAGAAGAGGCGGCAGCAGCAAGAGAAAGGAGAGGCAGAGGCCUUGAGCAGGACUCUUGAUAAGGUGUCCCUGGAAGAGACAGCCCAACCCCCCAAUGCUCCACAGGGCUCCCGGGCAGCCCCCACAGCUGCAUCUGACCAGCCUGACUCAGUUGCCACCACUGAGAAAGCCAAGAAGAUAAAGAACCUAAAGAAGAAGCUCCGGCAGGUGGAAGAGCUGCAGCAGCGGAUCCAGGCUGGGGAAGUCAGCCAGCCCAGCAAAGAGCAGCUGGAAAAGCUAGCAAGGAGGAGGGCGCUAGAAGAGGAGUUAGAGGACUUGGAGUUAGGCCUCUGAGGCCUUUGGGGAAUCGGGAAUGGACCGCAGAACAAACCAUGGGGCUCUCUGGGGUCCGGGGGAAUAUGGGCAACAGCAGUCAAGAGGGGUACCCCUAUACUGGCUUACUUCCACCUCUUGCGGCCCAGCUCUGUCCUCCAGAGCCUAGCAUUUCCCUCAAUCCUUCCCUUUUCUUCCCAACUUCUACUUUUUGGACUUUCCCCCUCCCAUUCCCAGUGUUCAAAAUCUCAGUGACUGCCCCAGGUACCUUUGCUGCUGAUUUGGGUGUCUUGUUUUAAAAGAAAAUCAGGUGGGUGGGAAUCUCUUGGAGAACUGGGGCUGAGGGUAGAGGGAGUAUACCCAAGUCUUGGAGUCUUGGUUCCUGUUCGCGGUGUUUAUGGGUUAUUUCCCUCUCCAUCCCUCAUCUUUUUUUUUUUUUUUUUUUUUUUAAAAAAAAAAAAAAAAGCAAAAAUGAGAAUAAACACAAGUAGACCUGUC
Messenger RNA from Piliocolobus tephrosceles (Ugandan red Colobus), 1266 nucleotides. It is a transcript of the gene PYM1, whose product is annotated as PYM1 exon junction complex associated factor. Gene Ontology annotation, biological process: exon-exon junction complex disassembly. The coding region runs from base 175 to 789 and encodes 204 amino acids. The transcript is spliced from 3 exons. NCBI's taxonomy places the organism in Eukaryota, Metazoa, Chordata, Mammalia, Primates, Cercopithecidae. The record is from RefSeq and is a predicted model, not a curated record. Gene Ontology annotation, molecular function: RNA binding. Gene Ontology annotation, cellular component: cytoplasm; exon-exon junction complex.